AUGAAGGCCUCCGCCAUGCUUGUUUUCCCCGUCCUUGCCCUUGGCGCAGCUACGCCUAAGCUUCCCGUUCCUUCUCUCGAUCCGGCCUGUCUUCAGAGUAUCACUAGCAUCUCUGACUGCAUUAAGAAUCUCAAGCCCACCAGCGCUGUCGCGCUUGCCGACGUCGCAACCUGUCUCACCGAACUUGUGGCUGGGAUCCAAAAGUGCAUCCCUGAUGUCCCUGGAGGUCUGCCAACUGGCCUCCCCACUGGUCUACCUGUUCCUUUGCCUACUCCUCUGCCCGGUGGCCUUCCUGGAGGUGGUAUCCCUGGAGUUCCUGGGCUUCCUUGA
Molecule: messenger RNA, 330 nt
Organism: Fusarium odoratissimum NRRL 54006
Lineage: Eukaryota; Fungi; Ascomycota; Sordariomycetes; Hypocreales; Nectriaceae
Exons: 2
Coding region: 1-330 (109 amino acids)
Source: RefSeq, a predicted model, not a curated record